AUGUUUCAAUGUACAAAAGAAAAAUAUAUCUUGUUAAAUUUAGUACUAUUAAUGUAUAUAAUUACACAUCAAUUAAUAUUAGCAUAUGAUAGUGAAGAAGAUAACUAUAGAAAUAAAAGAGCUAUAUCAAUAGAUCAAGAUUUUAAAUGGACAUUUCCAAUAAAAUAUUAUGUAAAUGUGGGUGUUAAUCCAACUUAUGUUAUACAAGCAACAAGAUAUAUUACCAGUCAUACAUGUAUUAGAUUUCAAAGAGUUUAUUCAUUAAUAAAUGCAACUGGAUUAAAUUUUGUCUCAGAUCAAGGAUGUUUUGCAUUUGUUGGAAGAGUAGAAAUAAAUACAACUCAAGAGGUAGCAGUUGGAAGAGGUUGUUCUAGUCAAGGAUGGAUACAACAUAUGAUUGGUCAUUCACUUGGAUUACUUCAUGAAGAAACUCGUCCAGACAGAGGAAAAUAUGUUAAAAUUUAUAGAUAUAAUGCAAGACAAAAUAAAUUAAAUGAUUUUCUAAUUGAUAUAAGAAAUAAAGUAAGAACAUACAACUUUAAAUAUGAUUUUGGUGGUUUGAUGCAUAGUAAUAAAACAACAAGAACAAAAAAUGGAAGAAAAACAAUUGAUCCAUAUAAUAAAAAUUUUUAUCAAACAAUUGGACAAAAGGACAAUUUAAGUUUUAAUGAAUUAAAAACUUUAAAUUAUUAUUAUUGUAAUCAUAAAUGUCCACACAAAUUUAAAUGUGAUAAUCGAGGAUAUAUUAAUCCAAAUAAUUGUAAUGUUUGUAAAUGUCCAACUAAUUAUUCUGGUUAUAAAUGUCAAUUAAUAACUUCAUCUUCAAUUGGUUGUCCAAGAGUUUACAUCCGUGCAACAGAACGUCCAAAAAUAAUAAAAAUAAGAGGAAUUAAAAAUUGUUAUCAUCAAAUCAAAACAACAAGAGGUUUUAAAAUAAGAAUGGUAUUAAAAAAUGCUAAUCUUCCAAAAGGUUUAAAUUGUAAACCUAAUAACGGGUUAGAAAUAAAAUUUUUUAAAGAUAAAACAGUUUCAGGAAAUCAUUUUUGUGGUAAAAGAAGAAAUGUUGUUAUAAGAUCAAGAGGGUAUCAUGUUUCCUUUCAUUAUAAAGGAAUCAACAAAAAUCAUUUUAUUGUAUUGGAACAUCGAAGAGUUAGAGGACUAUAA
Strongyloides ratti is the source of this 1164-nucleotide messenger RNA. RefSeq names its product Astacin-like metalloendopeptidase. The transcript has 2 exons. Gene Ontology annotation, biological process: proteolysis. Gene Ontology annotation, molecular function: zinc ion binding; metalloendopeptidase activity. Lineage: Eukaryota; Metazoa; Nematoda; Chromadorea; Rhabditida; Strongyloididae. The record is from RefSeq and is a predicted model, not a curated record. Bases 1 to 1164 code for a protein of 387 amino acids.